AUGGCUUCUGUCUCUCUUGGUGUUGAUCAAGAAAUUAUCUCAACCCUCCCUAAGGACACAGGCUGGGCAGCUGAGCAUUACUACCAGUACCAGAACUUCUGGUACCCCCAGGUUUUUCUUGAAGGUGUGAUUUGGGCACAACAGGAUUUUAGGGCUAGGGACUCUGACAUUUUCCUGGCCACCUUUCCCAAGUGUGGUACAACAUGGGUGAAGGCUCUCAUGAUUGCCAUAAAAAACCGGAAAGACUGCGAUUAUUCGUCACAUCCAUUGCUCACAAAGAACCCUCAUGAUAUUGUGCCCUACAUAGAGUUGCUUGUUCACCAAGACAAUCCAGUUGAGUAUCUCGACUCUAUGGCCUCACCAAGAUUGCUUGCAUCCCAUAUCCCUCACUCAUCGUUGCCGAACUCCCUUUUGGAUUCAGAUACACGGGUUGUGUACAUUGCAAGGAACCCGAAAGAUGUUCUCGUUUCCUUUUGGGCAUUUUCGGAAAAACUAAGGUCGAAGGGGUACUGGGAAGCAAGCUUGAAAAACCCUAAUAAGGUGCUAUUUUUUAAGUUUGAGGAUUUGAAAGCUGAUACAGAAGGAUGCGUAAAGAGGUUGGCAGAGUUCAUAGGAUAUCCAUUUUCUUCAGAAGAAGAGAAAGAAGGGGCUGUGCAAGAAAUAAUAAAGUUUUGCAGUUUUGAGAACUUGAGUAGUUUGGAGGUGAACAAAAGUGGGACGUAUCAUGUGGGGCCGAAAACCGAUGAAAAAUUCAGCAACGAUGUCUUCUUCAGACGAGGGGAGACCGGAGAUUCACAGAAGCAUCUAACGCCUGAGAUGCUCGAGCGUCUUGACAAAAUCACAGAGCAAAAGUUUGGGGCAUCUGGUUUGAAGUUUUAG
This is a messenger RNA of Pyrus x bretschneideri (Chinese white pear), 879 nucleotides long. Its product is annotated as cytosolic sulfotransferase 5-like. Gene Ontology annotation, cellular component: cytoplasm. The record is from RefSeq and is a predicted model, not a curated record. Lineage: Eukaryota; Viridiplantae; Streptophyta; Magnoliopsida; Rosales; Rosaceae. Gene Ontology annotation, biological process: sulfation. The coding region runs from base 1 to 879 and encodes 292 amino acids. Gene Ontology annotation, molecular function: sulfotransferase activity. The transcript is spliced from 2 exons.